Chara braunii is the source of this 3404-nucleotide messenger RNA. The record is from the annotation of a GenBank genome assembly. Lineage: Eukaryota; Viridiplantae; Streptophyta; Charophyceae; Charales; Characeae.
CGAGCAGCUUGCUACUCGCGAGGACGUUGUGUCCUCUCUUUUGGACUUGAGCAUGCUCCAGGCUCGUCAGGAGCGACUCACCCUCCAUGUCGUUGCACUGCCUCGCCUUCUCGCCAUCCUCUUUGACCCUCAUCGCACCCCCCCGAUCAUCCCAGUACGACUCAGGACCUUCACGAGGGUGUACUCAGCGCUGUGGGACUCCGGUUCUCAGGGCGACUUCAUUCACCCACGUGUGGUGAAGGAAGCCCGCUUACCCACGACAGGGUCUCCGACUCCCAUCUCCGUUACCCUAGGGGAUGACAAGACCCAGCGCUUCUUCGAUCAGACGGUCACCAACCUCCCCUUCUUCCUCACUCUCGAGCCGACUGAUCGCUCCUCGGCGUCUCGUCGCCACCGCUCCUUUGCACAUUUCGAUGUGAUGGAGACGUGGUUCGACUUCAUUCUCGGCACUCCGUGGUCUUGUCGGUUCCGCAGCACCGAUGCCGAUUGGGCAACCAAUACUCUCGUUCUCAAAACGAAGUGUGGACAGACGAAUCGCGUACCUUUCAUAGGUACCACGACGACACCACGCCCCGAUCCUCCUCUCCCGGAGCCUUCAGUGCCCACAUCAUCUCCCUCUAUCACGAUCAUCUCGCCUCGGCAGUUGGCUCACUUCAUUCGACAGGACGACGUCACCUUCUUUAUGGUGGACGUGACGGAUCUCUUACACUAUGAUCCGCCCUGUCCCGACGCCGAGCUCAUCCCUCUGGAGCCAGAUCCUCCCUUUAUCUCCAUGGCUCCCAUCUCUACUUCCGUCCCUCCGUCGUCCGUCAAGUCCACCCCGCCGUCGCGCGCUGACGCUGACGCUGAGGAACUCGCACGAUAUACGGCGGACCUGGAGCCCGCAGUUCGCAACCGCUUCUUUACGAAGAUUGAUCUUCGUAGCGGUUACCAUCAGAUCCGCGUCGCUGCAGCCGACCAGCAAAAGACCGCGUUCCGAUCACGAUUCGACCACUACGAGUUCACGUUGAUGCCAUUCGGCCUCACCAACGCACCCGCUACCUUCCAGAGCGCGAUGAAUGAUAUCUUCAGGGACAUCUUGGAGCAGUACGUUCUCGUCUACCUCGAUGAUAUCCUGGUUUAUAGUCGUACCCUUGAGGAGCACCUCAAACACCUCCGCGACGUCCUUGACCGCUUGCGCAGACAUGGCUUCUACGCCAAGCURAGCAAGUGCCGCUUUGCCCAGCACAAAGUGGAUUUCUUAGGACACUACGUGUCUGACCAGGGUCUCCACAUGGACGACGCGAAGAUCACUCCUAUUGCGGAGUGGCCCGCUCCCACAUCCGCCAAGCAGCUUCGCAGCAUCCUAGGCCUGACCAUCUACUAUAGUAACUUCAUCCGGGGAUACGCUAGGUAUUCCUACGUCCUUACCUCCAACCUCCUCCGGAAGAACCCACCCUGGGCUUGGACACCCCUCCACAAGGACGCCUUCCGCGCCCUCAAGAAGGCGGUGACAUGCGCACCGGUUCUUCACCUACCCGAUUUUGACCGCCCUUUUAUCCUUACCACCGAUGCGUCAGACUUCGCUGUAGGAGCAGUGCUUUCUCAGGUCUCCCCCUCAUCUCCUGAUUCCUCUCAUCCUCAUAUCCCUCGCUUCCCACCACCUACCCCUACCACUGCUUCCCAACUGACGCCUACUCGUCCAGCUACUGACGAGCCUUCUAUUGACUAUUCUCCUACCAUCGCCGAGGACGGCACUGUCGAGUCUCGCUCAGGUGAUUGUGUGAUAGCCUUCUACUCCCGUCAGCUCCUGCCCGCCGAGAUAAACUACACUGCUGAUGAUCGCGAGCUGCGUGUCCGAGCAGUAGCAGAGUUCCAUGACCAGGCAGCCGCCGGUUAUAUGGGCUUCCACAAGACGUUGGCUCGUGUGAGCCGCCUGUACGUCUGGCCAAAGCGCAAGGACUUUGUGAAGGACUACGUCGCAGAGUGUCCCACUUGUCAGGAGGUGAACAGUGCGAACCACUUGCCUUAUGGUUUGCUCCAGCCUCUUCCUAUCCCUGAGGGUCGUUGGCAGUCCAUCUCGAUGGACUUUAUUGGUCCCCUUCGUCCUCCGACCCCUCGCGGUCAUGAUGUUAUCCUGGUCGUCGUCGAUCGCUUCACGAAGCAUGCACGUUUUGUUCCGUGCCGCUAUGCCAUCAGUGCACGUGAGGUCGCCGACAUCGUGUUUGACCGAGUCGUGCGUGACCACGGCUUACCUCUGAGCAUCAUAUCUGACCGUGACCCGCGCUUUACCAGCCGAUUCUGGCGACGGUUCCACGAGAUAUACGGCACUCAGCUCCGCUUCUCCUCGUCUUACCAUCCUCAGACUGAUGGUCAGACCAAGAUCACGAACAAGACUCUCAGAGAUAUUCUUCGAAAGAUUGUUCGUGACGACCAACAGUGGAAUCUUCAUCUUGCCCAUGCGGAGAUAGCCUACAACCACGCCGUCUCGUCAGCCACGGGGAUGUUGCUUUACUAUUGCGACCUCGGCUAUCACCCUCGUGUUCCCGUGGACUUUCUUCGACUGUCACAAAUGCACCCCAACACGAGUUGUCCCGCGCUGGAUGAUUGGGUUGCUCACAUGAUGUCGAUCAUGAAGACCGCACAUGAGCACAUAGCCGCUUCCCUGACUCACAUGGGUGCAAGUGUGAACCGAUCGAGGAUGGACCAUCCAUUCAAAGUCGGUGAUGAUGUGCUUAUCGACGCCCGCCACUUACAGCUCGAAGCGGACACGCUUCGCAAGUUUCGACGUCGCUUCUUUGACCCAUGCGGCAUCGUCCAGGCCGUCGGUUCUGAUACGGCAUUUAGCCCGGUCAGCUUUCGUGUGAAGCUGCCCGACUACCUACGCCAGGCUCGUGUGCAUGAUGUCUACCAUGUCUCGUUACUACGUCCUUACCGCAGACCGUCUGAGCGUUUCGUUGGACGACCAUACGAGCGCCCUCCACCCCUCAUGGUGGACGACCACGAGGAAUUCCUCGUUUCAGACAUCAUUAGUCGCCGAGUCACCGACGACAACCCUCCUCACGUCGAGUAUCUCGUACGUUGGACGGGUUACCCUGAUGAGGAGGCCACCUGGGAGCCCCUCGAGCACUUGCAGCACGCUCGCAUGUUGGUGCGUGCCUAUGACCGUGCUCGUUGUGCUGGGUUCACUGCUCCUUCUCAACCCACUGACCCUCCUCCUUCUCCUCCGGCUGAGGAGACCGCUGAAGUCGAGCCUACUCCAUCUGAGGCAAACCUUCAGCAGCAGCCGGAUGCUUCUGASCGUCCACAGCGCACUCGUCGUCGUCCUGCUCGAUACGACGAUUGACUCUGACUUACCUUCCCACGUCCUUGACUUCUCAGUACUCCAUCCACUCCAGUUUUGCUACUUCGGCUUAUCGACGUUG